Actinia tenebrosa (Australian red waratah sea anemone) is the source of this 982-nucleotide messenger RNA. RefSeq names its product collagen triple helix repeat-containing protein 1-like. NCBI's taxonomy places the organism in Eukaryota, Metazoa, Cnidaria, Anthozoa, Actiniaria, Actiniidae. The record is from RefSeq and is a predicted model, not a curated record.
AAAUUCUCAGUUACAGAGUCUUUCAUCUAGGAAGAGCAUUGUCAUAGAGAGUGGAUCCUUAACACUUUGCUCAAGCCAAGAUGAAACUUAUAUUCACGGUUUAUCUUUUGAUAUUGACUGCCCUGUACCUAGAAGUUGAUGCGCAGUCCUUGACUUGUCCACAAGGUCCUCAAGGCAACCCUGGUAACAACGGUGUUCCUGGUAACAAUGGAAUGCCAGGAUCACCAGGCCGCGACGGACGGGAUGCUAAGGGAGAACCUGGACUCAAAGGUGACCGCGGAAAAGCUGGGCCCAAGGGCAAACGCGGAGAAGCUGGGCCGAAAGGUGACCGAGGAGAAUCUGGGCCUAAAGGUUCUUGUCCAGGCGUCAACUGGAAACAAUGUGUUUGGAAGCGAGACGAUGAUAAAGAUAUUGGUCUAAUACAGGAAUGCAUUUUCCACAAGAAGAACACCAACACAUCUCUUCGUGUGUUUUUCGAUGGAACUCUUCGAAUUUACAGUUGUACUUCUUGUUGUAAGAGAUGGUAUUUCACAUUCAAUGGAGCAGAAUGUAGCGGUCCUAUGACCAUCGAAGGCAUCGUGUAUACAGAAACCAGUAAUAAUAUUCACCGCCACCGCCACAUUGAGGGCUACUGCAACAACAUCGCCGUCAAGGGCAAAGUACGAGUUGGAUUCUGGGUUGGUAAUUGUGCUAAUUUUGGAAACGCCGAUGCCUACACAGGAUGGCAAGCAGUCUCACGUAUAGUUAUCGAGGAAACAUCCCCAGAACAGAUAUAAAUUAAAGCUGGAUGAUGCAUGCAUGCAAAGAAUGCAUAGGAUUGUAGGAAUAUUUAGGAGAUGUGAUCAAGUAAGAMAUAAAAGGGUCUCAAGUAAUUAAAUGCACUCUCUAUAAAAAACAAAAUUCUGAAAACGUCCCCACAGACAUCUGUAUCAUUACCUAGCACGAAAUAAUCAACCUAAUAAAAUUCUAAUAUUCAAUCAAA